AAAAUGAAAAAAACAUAAAUUAUUGAUGUGAUUUCAAAAACAAAACAUUCGGAUGCUAUUCUCGGAACAACGCAGAGUGUCAAAUUAUUAAAAUAUAAACAAAAGAGAAAUUAUUUGCAUCAACAAAACGAGAAAUCGGAGACGACAUUUUCUGCGAUUCUAUGGACAGACAAAUGAUGAUGAAGUCCCCAACAACAGCAACGACGACAAAGGGAUAAAGUUAUGCGUCAGCAAAUGUUUACAUACAGUUUGGAUUCGAAAACCCCAAUAGUGUCUGAGUAGAAAGUAGAAGUUGAAGGACAAGUGAGUCGUGUGAGUGAAGGAGUCCGGGAUAGCUAGCUGGUUUUAAAGACAAAUUUAAGCACCAUCGCAGCAGGCAAGUUCUCGAUUCAACGAAACAGUCGGCAGAGUAACUGAUAACGGUGGUGGUCGGGUUUCAGACAACUUGGUGAUUUGGUCAGUCACCAUGGAGUCCGCCGAUGUGCUGAUGGAGGAGAAGAAGCUUAUGGCCGAGGCAAAGUAUCGCAACUACAUGUCAAAUAUUGAUAAGGCAUUGAGGAAUUUUGAAUAUUCCAGCGAAUGGGCGGAUUUAAUAUCGGCAUUGGGCAAAUUAAGUAAGGCCAUUUCCAGCAACACUCAAUAUCAAAUAAUACCAAGGCGCAUAAAGAUUUCAAAACGUUUGGCACAAUGCAUGCAUCCAGCAUUACCUUCUGGCGUCCAUUUGAAAGCAUUGGAAACAUAUGGAGUUAUAUUCGGAAAGACGGGACCAGAGCGGUUGGCGACGGAAUUGUUUAUUUACAGCUCUGGCCUGUUUCCUCUGCUGGGAUAUGCCGCCAUGAAUGUGCGCCCAGCCUUACUGGGUAUAUAUGAAACGUAUUUUGUUCCGCUUGGUGAAAAAUUACGUCCAGCUUUAAGCGGCUUUCUAAGUGGAGUUUUGCCAGGUUAUGAAUGCGGUUUGGAUCAUUUUGAACGUACAAGCUCCUUAUUAACUCAGGUUUGCCAAGCCGUUAACCCCACACACUUUUAUACCGUCCUCUGGGAAUGUGUGGCCACCAAUGCCCCCGUUCGUCUACCAGCCAUUACCUAUUUGUUGGAGCAUUUCAAUAAACGCAUGAGUAUGCAGGAGCAAAUCUAUGUUAUGGGCCAUAACCGCGACAUCAUGAUGUCGGGUCUGUGCGCCUGCCUCAACGACAAUGUAAUUUUGGUGCAACGUAAUACUUUGGAAUUUCUUCUGUUGGGCUUUCCAAUGCAUACCAAGCUCUUGUCAGAAGCCGAUCUAGCAAAACUGGUUACAAAUGCCCUAAACACCAUACUCAGAAGGGAUAUGUCGCUGAAUAGACGUUUGUAUUCAUGGCUAUUGGGUUCGGAAAUAUUGAAGAACUCACCAACAUAUGAAACAGAACCAUCAAUAGCAAUAUCAAGCACUGACGGAGAUGGCGGAGACAUACAAACUGAAUCGUACUUUGAAAAGCAUUCGAGACAUGUUGUUAUCCAAGCCAUUAUAACAACGUUAAAGUUUAGCUUGGAAUGCACACCUGUUGACUUGAAGCCAUAUCGCAUUAUGGUCUCACUCUUGGACAAGGCCGAAAUAGGCAGUGCCGUGUUAGAUUAUGUCCUAUGCGACAUUAUACGCACCAUGUCUUUAUCGAUUGGAAAUGUGGAGGUUAUUAAAUCGUCCAACUUGCUUUUUGCCACAUUCGAUCCAGCUUAUAUAUGGAGUUUUAUGACAACUAUGUUCGAAAAAGCUUGCAAGAAGACAAAACGAUCGCAACAGGAUUCAGAUAAAGCUAGGAAAUCGUACACACGCUCAAAUAGCAAUAGUAGUAGUGGUGGUGUUGGAGGAGAACAACGUUUCCAGUGUGUUGUUGGGUCCGGCGAUCCCAGUCUAGUGGAAAUAUGUUUUCUAACUGAAUUCUUGCUGGAGACAAUUUCUCUCGAGAUGUACAAUGAGACGACGCGUAUUUAUUUGCCCAAAGUAUUUCUGGCCAUAACACAAAUGCUGACAGUGCACCUAGAAAACUUAAACGACGAUGAGAUUAUUGCUUCUCUAAAGCUCUGCAUGAAAAUCGUUUCCAGGGUGCAGCCAAUGAUAACGAGUCCAAUUAAACUUUUACCACGUUCACAACAAAAUAAAUCUGCAAGCGAUGACAAAAAUGCCAACAACACAGCACGGUCCCAGCCGAUUUCAGCUUUGAUGGGGGCAAAUGCAUUGGAGAAGAGUAAGUCAGAUUCAAAACUGGACCAAUUUGCCAAUCAAGAUGGCCACUCCCACACCAUGUCCCUAAAUCAUGACGAAGACAACAUCCGAAGAUGUAAUUCCAACCAGCAUAUGGAACGGAAAAGCCCAACCAAAAAGAAGAAAGCUAAAUCCUUCUCAAAACUUUCAGAGUUGGACAAAGAGAUUUGUCCCGACACAGGAGAAAUUAUAGAUCCUCGACAAUCGUCCUCGGAUUUGGACACUCCAAUCAGUAUAAAGAAAAUCAAAGCAAAGGGAAAGCAAGCUCAAAAUCGACUACGCAUGAGCCCGAAAAAAUCGAGACCCCAUGAAUUGGUAUUGACAGAAAAUAAGGCAGUCGCUACUGGCUCCGAUGUACAUUCCAACAACGGGAGCAGAAUAGAUACACCCGUUAGUGGUGAUUAUCAAGAGGAUGAACCUAAAAGUGCUCCAUUGGAACAAAUCUCCAAACAGCAGGCCGAGGGAUUUAUUUUUAACUAUCAGGAGGUAAAUAGGGCAGGAGAGGAAGAUGUACAGGACACCAGUAACAACUAUAUGGCCACAGCAACUAUUCUGGAGAAAUGUAUUAAACAAUAUGAAGUAUUUUUUGAGGUGUACCUCUGUCAUAAAGUACUGAAUAUACCUCAGCAGGCGCCAGUUGAUGACACCAAGUGUCCCAUAAGAGUCCAAGUAGAAAAACAAGAAACUAUCAAUGAUGUAGCGAAAAUACCCAAUGUUGAAAAUAUAUUUAAACAUGAACACGUCUAUGAGGAUUUGAACCCAUGUAGAUUACUCGACAUUGACAAUCUGUUUGAAACCUUGAAAAUACACAUUGUUAACCGUUCUAAGCAGUUGCACUCAUUGUUGAAUCGAUCGCUGGUGGAUGGUCAGUCAGAAAAUACAGACGGCAGUGAAGACGGAGAGGAGGGUGCAAUUUAUGAACUGGAUGAUGUGACCAAACAGCGUCUACAAUCCCUUUUGGAUUUACAAUUGGUCCCUUCACUGAGGCAAGCCAUAAAACUGUCCGUCAAUCUUUUGGUUGAAAUGUCAACAUUCCCGAAUUGUAACAAAAAUAUAACACUGGAGAAAGCCGAAAAGGAAUUACCCAGUUGGCUAAAAGUUCUUUGUAUUAUUGCUUGCUAUAGUCAGAAUGACAAAGAAUUGCAAUUAUCGGCCAUUACGACAUUAUUCGACCUAAUAAGUCUUCUCAAAUCUCAAAUAGAACACACCACCAGUCCUGGGGUGACAUAUGUAGUUAUGCUACCCCUGCUCAAAUUCGGCCAUGUCCACUAUAUAGAGCGACGCACGAGGGUGUUCCAGCUUUUGACCUCGAAUCUAUGGGACUACCUGGGGGAAAUGGAUGUGGACAAUACUCAAGUGUGUGCUUUACUCUAUCAACUGCAUAAUUGCCUUGAAAGUGGUCUUGUCGAGCGCAUCAUCGACAAUCGAAUGUAUGCCAAGACCAUGCAGCAACAUUUCACUGCUGCCUACGAUACUGUGGAAGGCAAUAUGGGUGUUUUAAGAAAGACUGCGGCGAAGAACUUGCGUUCAGCCUGGAAUUCAUAUAAUUUCGACAGAGCAACUGACAUCCAUAUGAUGUGCGUAACCCCCACACUUAUGGUAAAUCGUGCAGCAAUUGAGCAAUUGACUGAAAGUGAAUCAAUCAGUUUCAAGAAGUAUGAACUUCUGUGGCACUUGGGACGCGAUAAGCAACAAACCAGAGGCUUUGAGAAGAUUCAAUUCAAAGUCUUGGACACAUUAGCACUGCCUCCGUACAUGUCAGUAAGGACAUGUGUAACUAAGUGGCUGCAAUCUGCCCUGUUGAGGGGCGAUCUUUCACGAUUGGUAAAGCCAUUGUAUAAAAUACUCUUGGCCUCGAACACAAAACGUGUGGGAAUUGUCCAUUUGCAUUUGCUGCGCAAGGGCUCUGACGAAACUGGUUCUGAUGUUGCCAAAGAUUCGUUAGGGAGCAGAUCCAAAAACCUCAAUUCAGGCGACGUUGAUAGCUCAGUCGAAGCUGAUGUAUAUGCUGUCAGUUCGGAAUAUGGCAAUAUCCGUUAUAUAACUGAUUCGACGAGUCACAACAAAAAACGAAGUCCCAUUCGUUCAAUACAAAAGAAAAUCUUUGGCGUGUCGUUGAGCAGUAAAAAUAAAACCUCAAAUUUUGUAAGCGACCAAACCCCGACUUCAACAUCACCCAAUGUCAGCGCUUUGGACCCAGCUUCAUUGCCGACAACAACCAUAGGUCUCAUUGUAAAUCCUUUGGAAAAUUCUUUGGACUUUGACGAUGAACAAGAACCAGAAGAGCUAAAGAAAAAGAUGGCGAUGGACGACUAUGACCCUGAAGAGCUAGACGAAGAAGAUGAAAAUGAUGAUCCACUGUGUGAACAAGAUUAUACGGAUGAUUCCGACAGCAGCCUUUAUGAUUCGGAGUCAGAACAAAGGGAAACUAGUGCCGAGAAAGACGAUUCCAUUACUGCUCAAAGCUCUGAAUAUGAGAAUAAAACAAGACUUAAACGUUUUGUGGGUCCAAUCGAAAGCGUUACAGAUCUUUUGACCCAACAUGAGCGCACGAAAAAUCGCAAAACGUAUCAUCUAACACGCGAGAAGACACCGGGGGAAACAAGUUUGACCUCUACAACGACCGAAGAACAAGGACCCCUGUCUUUGGAAUUGGAGCAGGAUAAUGAAGAGGAGGAAGUCCACCCGGCCGAUGAAUAUUUCGACAACAGGAGCGAGGAACGCCAGGUGGAAUCAUUUGUGGAUGAUUUAAUUGAUCAAGUUAAGGAUACAUCAAUUUCUUCAAGCAAACGUAAAAAGGGUCCCAAGAAUCAGUUGAAGAAGAAGUUGCGGUCUAAAAAACUGACGGGCCAAGAUAAAAUGGAUAAAAAACGAAUGAGUUGUAUAUCUAAAAUCUCCACAGACAGCAACAAUAGUUUCACCACUGGAGAGAUUGCCAAGGAAAACGACGACGAGGAAGAUAGCUGCAGUAAGUUUAUAAAUAUAGAAGAAAAGAGAAAAGCUCUAAAUCUGGAAACGUCUAAGUCGUUGACCAAGGAGUGGGAACUAACACCUGAGACGCUAGAGAAAAGCAAGCAAAAUUUGGAAAUCUUACGACAGUCGGCAUCGUCACAAUUGCUCAAACACGACUUGUCCAGCAAGCGUUCAUCGACCAAAAGUAGCACCCUCUCAUAUGACGGGGGUUCAAAGCGCCUGCAAACUGAAAAGUUACUUCCCCUAUUCCAAAACCACAUGCUCAUUUACAUGAAUGUGUACGACAGCAAACAGACCCUGUACGCGUUCCAUACCUUGCGCAACAUAAUUUCAUGCGACACGCGCACUUUCCUCUGUCUGUCUAUAACCACUUCCCUAUCGAGUGGUUCUCUGAAACAACUACUGACGCGACAUCGCAAGUGCAUUGCAGGAAAGGGAUUUAUGGGUAGUAUUACCACAUCGGAGUUUGCCCAAAGCUAUCGAGGAUGCAUGCAUCUGGAGGUUUUAUUGCUAUUGUGUUUGUUUUAUGCACGCGGAUUCUUUCAUGUUGAAUCACACGACGCUGCCAGCGAACCGCCUACAAGAUCGGAUAUAUUGGGCAAUUGUCGAGUCCAAUUGGAGAGCGUCGAACUGCUAACUUUGAUUUGCACAGAACUCAUUGAAAUUGUCAAGGGAAUGGGCAAAGGUUUAGCCUGCUAUCUGGCAGACUUGAUGGCACGGUGCAAACUGCAAAAGGUCAUUUUACAUUGCCUCAACUCGUCGGUAAAUACUUAUGGCCAUAUCUAUCCCGGUUCAACGAUGGCCGAACAAAUAAUAAACUUUAAUAACCCCCAUGACGACAACCUUCACGCCGAAGCCUUGCAAAUUCAACUUUUACGCUUGCUCAUGGUUGUCAUUAAGCUGGAAUAUGAAGUAACGCUUUUGAAAAAUGAUGCUGGCCUUGCUUCCGCAAAUGAGCAAUCGGAAUCGGGCAGUAUAUCUCCGACUCGCCUUUCAUCGUCGGAAUCUCAACUGACAUCGGUAAAGUAUUUGCCAAACUGUGUGAUUAGCCAACAGCCAAUGUUUCUAUCGGCUGUAUUAAGUGCUUUGCAGGAUGAACGCCUGCAGCCUUUGCAUCACAACUGGACAGAGUUGGUAACGUCGUCGUUAAAUUGCUUCAAGUUUGGUUCGCUCACCAAUAUAGUUAUAAGCGUUGUCCAUCAACUGUGCAAUAAUAUUGAUCAGCUAACAAAAAUGAGACUCAACGACCAGAAAGGUCUGCCGCCCGACUACGUUAUUUCGCAACUGGAAGCAAUUACCAUAUUGUGUCAUUACUGUUUGCUGGACAACACACAACAAACCACGCUAUCACAGCUAUUUAACCAGGCAUAUCCGCAAACAAGUUCCAUAGCAUCACAAAACUCGAAUACCGGUCAACUGUUCAAUAGCAUUGUGCAUUCCUUAUUACCCGGAGGUCCUUCAUCGGGAACCUCUGCAGCAAAUCAGGCCGACUCACAGGCACCCAAAAACUCGCAGCUGCUGGCAGCCCGCAAUGCAGUCCUAUCACAUUUGCCGCGUAUAGUGUCCAGUGUGGCUGCUGUUUGGGAUAGCGACUUGGGUCAAAUCCGUCAGAUUAAACAGCAGUUAAUGGAAUUCCUGUCUCCCAUAUCGCUGCACCAUGGCUGCAACUUCCUGGCAGCAAUCGCCGUAACAUGGCAAGAAAGGGGAGAGACUCAUCGCAAAAAGUCAGCCAAUGAAUACAAAAAUCUUUCUAUAGCUCAGCAAUAUCAAAGAAAUUCAGUGCCUCAAGCCUGUAACGAACAGCUUAGCCUGGUAUCACUCGUCUCUAGCAUUCGAGUGAUGCCAAUGGACUCGUUCGUCCAAACACUACACCAAGUUGUAAAAUCUCCACCGCCAAUACAUCGACCACCGACAAACCUUAAAAUAGAGGUCAGUGCCUUGGAGUUAUUUUACUUUUAUAUGAAGUCGGCCCCGGCACCACAAUUGGGCGAUUCCUGGACAUCGUUGCUGGCUCUACUAAGGGAUGGUUUAUCGCUCACGCCACCGGCACAAUUCACCUUGCUAAUGUUGCUAAAUGAGUUUGUGCAGCGCUGUCCUCAAAUGCCAUUCCAAGACAAAAAAGACAUCCGUGACUUGCACGAUGUCACCUCCAGACUUGUGGACUCACUGUCCAAUGUGGCUGGAUCUUGUUUGGAGCAAACCACCUGGUUACGCCGUAACUUGGCAGUCAAAGAAGACAUAACCCCAUUGGUAACGGACAACGACGUGACUUCAAACUCAAGCUCUGGCGGCACAGCGGUAUUACAAAAGUAUUCGGUCCAAGCUCAAAGUGUUUUGGCCGCAAUUUUGGCAAAUUUGCUGGAUGUGGCCUAUGGCUCACAAGAAAAGGACAAAGUGGUUUCAAUUAUUACCACACUACUAUACAAUAUCACGCCGUAUCUGAAAAACCACACCGCUCGUAACAUACCAUCUUUCUAUGCUUGCUCCAGUUUAUUGGCAUCUUUAAGUGGUUAUCAAUACACUCGCAAGGCUUGGCGCAAAGAUAUGAUGGAUCUUUUGCUGGAUCCAGCAUUCUUUCAAAUGGAUAUCAGCUGCUUGCCGUUCUGGAAGCAAAUUAUGGACAGUCUGAUGACGUACGAUAACACCACGUUCCGUGAAUUGAUGAGCCGCGUAUCCCUGACACAAACAGGAAGUCUGAAUAUUUUUGCCUCGAGAGAGCAAGAGUACGAACAACGUUCCAUGUUGCUGAAGCGUUUGGCCUUUGUUAUAUUUUGCAGUGAAUUCGAUCAGUACCACAAGUAUAUGCCCGAAAUACAAGAACAACUGGCCAAUAGCUUGCGGCUGUUGGCAAACGUUCCUUCAGUACAGUCGGCUGUAUUUUUGUGUUUCCGUGUAUUGUUGUUGAGAAUGUCGCCCGACCAUGUCACUUCUUUGUGGCCGAUUAUUAUAGCCGAAAUGGUUCAAGUCUUUCUGGCAAUGGAACAGGAGCUGAAGACGACCGAUGGAGAUGACUUAAGCCAACAUAUUCGUAUGGUUUCUGGCAUGGACGCCUCAUGGUCCUCUUCAACUGGUGGCAAUGGCAAUACCUCACAAAGUCAAUUGUAUCACUGGCGUUCUGUGCAGUUGGAAGCUUCGAAGCUAUUGGAAAUGGGUUGUGUUUUACCCGCCACCUUAUUGCCUCACUUCCAAAUGUACCGCUGGGCCUUUGUGGGCACCGAAUUCGAUGUCAGCGACAAAUCAAUACCCAAUGGCAUGAUAAAUGAUGAAAACGUUGGCCAAACGGCACUCUAUGUACCACACAUAAGACGUAUUGCCCGUCUCAUGGAUAUGAAAUACACGGUACAUUCUCCGACUUUGAAUAUAAAACGGGGUCGUCAUUUGAUGCUUACUUGCCAGCAAAUUUCAACACUUCAAGAUUUGUAUGGCUUCUUCUCAACUCUAAGUGUUACCUGUCCCAAUCCACAUAAUUAUGCUGAUAUCGAUCACGAAGUUAACAAUUGCCUACAGGAAAUCGAGGAGAUUUUGUCCAAAGACUUCUUAGAGAAAAUUCCCUCGACAACAACACCAAGGUGAAAGGAUGUACCAACAACUGUCCCUAUUAAUGGCAUAUGUGCAGCGCCGGACACUUGCCUGAUGUCAUUAAAUACUGAACUAUCACAUAAAAAUUCCCAAUCAUCGCGUUUUUCACAAGCCUCCAUGCUGCUAUUGUCGGCUUCGUCGUCGUCUCCGCCGCCGUCCAUAGUACAACGGCCGUCUCAUUUGGCCGAGGCAAAUCGUGCAAUUCUAAAUAGAAAAGUUGAGACCACCCAUCUUCCAUUUUAUGUCUAAUGCGAAUAGUUAAACUACCUGUGGCCUAAAGUUUCCCCAUUUUCUUUUGAUAUAAGGACUCAAAUCUCUACCCAAAUCUAAAUAACUAGUAUCGUUUUAUUUCUAUGUUAUCUAAUUAGCUUGAAUAUAUGCAUAACUCUGAGGGAAGUUGUACUCUCAUUGUUCGGCUAGGAAACCUCACACACACACACCCAUAUAUGUUACACAAACACCCACAUAACCUAUGAAAAUUUAAAGAACUGUAACUAUACCACUAUUAUCAUAAUUAUAAUUUUUUCUAAUAUUGUAAUCAUCAUAAACAUAACAUUAUGUAUUUGCUGUGAAUCUGACAAAAGGAAGGAAACAACAAGAAUAUUAUAUGUACAAUAAAUGAAACUCAUUGAUAAAUAAAUAAAAUUAAUGUUAUUCCAAAGUAAAA
This is a messenger RNA of Musca domestica (house fly), 9455 nucleotides long. RefSeq names its product protein dopey-1 homolog. NCBI's taxonomy places the organism in Eukaryota, Metazoa, Arthropoda, Insecta, Diptera, Muscidae. The transcript has 13 exons. Gene Ontology annotation, cellular component: endosome; trans-Golgi network. Gene Ontology annotation, biological process: Golgi to endosome transport. The coding region runs from base 467 to 8782 and encodes 2771 amino acids. The record is from RefSeq and is a predicted model, not a curated record.